Messenger RNA from Pecten maximus, 2429 nucleotides. RefSeq names its product histone deacetylase 8-like. NCBI's taxonomy places the organism in Eukaryota, Metazoa, Mollusca, Bivalvia, Pectinida, Pectinidae. Bases 51 to 2042 code for a protein of 663 amino acids. Gene Ontology annotation, molecular function: histone deacetylase activity. The record is from RefSeq and is a predicted model, not a curated record. The transcript is spliced from 12 exons.
UGUACAUAGAAUGUGCCACCAUCUUUUUGGACCCCUCAUCGUUAGCUACAAUGACGACUACAUUCACUGAAAAGAGAGGGAACUGUUCGAGCAAUGUAUUAAUCUUUGAAUUGCUGAAGUAUAACACCCUUGGAUCUCUUAGUGAUUCUGAUGUUAAGUAUAUGCAUAAAUGUAUACGUAGUGUGGCCAUGGAUAUAGAACAACCAGCCAAAAGACUCAGAAUAGACCAAGACAGCUGUCUCAGUAGCUCUGAACUGCUGUUAGAAGCUCAAGAUAGUGUUGUCGAAUGUACAUUACCUGACAAUAUAAAUGCUGUGUGUCCUUCCAGUGGAAUCAUGUCAGUACCUAACACAGUCAACAUAGGUGCCACCAACACAUCAUUACUAUUAAGUGCAGAAACAACAAGCCAUUCUAAUGUCUCAAACUUUGGUGAUACAGAAAGUUAUCUUGAGAAAUCUAAUGAUAGAAAGUUAAGCUGUAGCAACAUUACACAGUCAGAAACAUACCCUUAUAGAGACAGUGGAACAGGUAAUGGUUCAAAACCUUUAGAAAAUCUUGGGGCUAGUUUUUGUGAAACAGGACAGAAAAGUGAACAUUUUGAUGAUGUUUCAGCUGCAGAUUUACCUGUAACACUGGAGCGUGAACAAUAUGAUAUACAGGUGAAGAAUGUGUAUGACCUGGAAAUAGAGGAUGUUUCAGAAGUUGGCAUUCCAUCAUUACAAAGUCUAAGACUAAGGAAGACCAGAAGUGAUAACAAAGAAAAUGUGAUUGAUAAAAACACUAAAGUUUUUCCUACUGCUAUUGAGAAUUCAGAAAAAGUACAUGAUGAUGCUGAUGAUUCUGCAGAUAUUUCAGAAAAGAAAGAAGAGAAUCGGACAGAUGUCUGUGCAUGUUUCAAGUCCAAAAAUGAAGAUGUAUCUGCACAUGCUGCUGCAAGCAAGAAAACAACAAAACCUCAAAGAAGAGUGUCCUAUAUCUAUAGUAAAGAGUUGAUUCAACAGUGUAACCUCAUGCAAAAAAUUCCCAAUAGGGCAAGUAUGGUACACAGUCUUAUAGCAGCUUAUGGCAUCCUCAAGUACACGAGAGUUGUUGUCCCUUCCAUAGCUACAGAAGAAUCACUUUGUCUAUUCCAUUCCCCUGAGUAUAUAGAGUUUCUAAAGAAAAUCAAUGAUCAAGAUGAUGAAGAAAUCUAUGAUGAAGAAGCAGCACAGUUUGGCCUGACCUAUGAUUGCCCUGUCCACAAGGGAGUGUUUGACUAUGCCCUGUCUGUAGGGGGAGCCUCUGUCUCUGCAGCAGAGGAACUAAUCUCUGGGCAGUGUGAUGUAGCCAUUAAUUGGUGUGGUGGAUGGCAUCAUGCCCAAAAGGACAGUGCAUCAGGUUUCUGUUAUGUUAAUGACAUCGUCCUCGGGAUACUGAAGCUCCGAGAGAGGUUCUCCAGGGUCCUUUAUGUAGAUUUAGACUUACACCAUGGAGAUGGUGUACAGAACGCUUUCUAUGCAACGUCAGCAGUGAUGACUGUCUCCAUUCACAAGUAUGCUGCUGGUUUCUUCCCAGGUUCAGGGCAAUUAGAAGAUAUUGGAAUAGGCAAAGGAAAGCAGUAUUGUAUCAACAUUCCGCUACACGAUGGUGCAAGGGACCAGGAAUUUGUUGCCUUGUUUUGCAGAGUGAUUAAAAAGGUACACUCCAUGUUCCAACCUGAGGCAGUUGUUUGUCAGUGUGGGGCAGAUGGUUUGGCUGGUGAUCCUAUGGACUCCUUUAAUCUAACCCAACUGUCUUUAGGUCGCUGUGUGUACUAUAUGUUGGACUGGGCACUCCCCACACUUCUACUGGGAGGAGGGGGAUACCAUCACACAAACACUGCAAGGUGCUGGGCCUUCCUUACAGGAGUAGCUGUCGGUAAAAAAUUACCAACAGAUAUACCUGAUCACCAGUUUUUAAUGGAGUAUGGUCCAGACUACGGAAUUGACAUUAUGGCUGGUAACAGGAAAGACCAGAACUCCAAAGAAUAUUUACAGAAAGUCCAUCGAUCUCUGAUAGAAUGAUAACCAUGAAUUUUGAGGAUCAACUGAUCUGACAUUUCUCUGACAGAAGGGAAGAUAUAUUAUCACAAUGAAGCAGUCAGUGUGUGGUUUAUGAGAAAGGAACAGCAUUUGAUGAUGAACAGGAACUAUAUCUAGUUUAGAUAUAAGAUAAUAAUAAGGUGUAGAGUGCUCUAACAAAGACUGUAAAAUGUCAUCAAAAUUACGUUACCAUGGAAAUGUAAUAAUGGAGCAUUAAAACCUUACCUGUUAAAGGGGCAAUCCAGAAGGAUCAACUCAAGGUACAGAUUAACGUGAAACAUGAAAGUUGUUGAGGACCAAAUAAUGUGAGGGGGGAACCAUCUAUGUUUGUAAUUGAUUAAACGUGUAUUAAAGAUUACUCGUACACAU